Penicillium daleae is the source of this 810-nucleotide messenger RNA. Its product is annotated as class I SAM-dependent methyltransferase. Bases 1 to 810 code for a protein of 269 amino acids. The record is from RefSeq and is a predicted model, not a curated record. The transcript is spliced from 9 exons. NCBI's taxonomy places the organism in Eukaryota, Fungi, Ascomycota, Eurotiomycetes, Eurotiales, Aspergillaceae. Gene Ontology annotation, molecular function: methyltransferase activity.
AUGACGGUCGAAGAACAAAAGCCGUUUGUUAUGCGAGACGAUGAGAUGGGACGACUCGAUGGCCUUCAUACACUGUGUAUGAUGAUGGGCAACGAUCAACUCCAUUGGGCCCCACUAAGCGCUCCGCGGAGGGUUCUGGACCUCGGGUGCGGAAAAUGGAUGCAAGAUUUUGCACGUUUGAACCCAGAAACUAAGAUUACUGGACUAGACCUUGAGCCUUCCAUUUCAGGCCCAAACAUUGAGACAGUCAUCGGCGAUCUGGAGAAGCCUUGGCCAGUGCAGCCUGGUUUCGACUAUAUUCACACACGGUGGCUGAUUGGCUGUCUUUCUGAUUGGAAGAAGUUUUUCAAGCAAUGCUAUGACAAUCUUGACUCCGGUGGUUGGUUUGAGAUUCUUGACAUCGGCUUCCCCUGCCAGUCAGCGGACGGGACUCUCAAGGGUGACAGCCAUUUGGAGAAAUGGAACAACCUACUUAUCGAAGCUGCGAAUCUCUCUGGCCGCAGCCUGACUGCAGCAAAGGACUUUGGACGAAUCCUGGAAGAAGUGGGAUUUUCUAAUGUGUCAGUGGAGAGGAGUAGACUACCAAUGAAUCCGUGGGCAAAGAAUCCGAACGAGCGCGCUAUGGGAGAGAUUGCUUUGCCUAUUCACAAGGCGUGUUAUGAGCGGCUGGGACACGACUUUUUCUGUACGAAUCUGAAAAUGGCGCCAAAGGAUGUCGAUGCAGAUCUCCCGUUCGUGUGGAAAGAGAUGGAGGAUACUGAAAUUCACGCUUGGUGGCCCAUCUAUGUCGUUUACGGUCAGAAGCUGUGA